GCGCGAGACAGGCAGGUCUCUACGUACGGUGUGCGGUCCAAGGAUGGUGGAGCUCGGGAUGCCCACAUGGCUCACUCGAUGUGGGACCGCUACUUUGACAUUGUUGUUGCUACAGGCGUCGACGAUACUCGCAGACACGUGCACAUUCGAGGACGGUCCUUGCAGUGAGUGGUUGUCCAGCGAUUGCAGCGAAGGUGCUUGUUUCCAGGUGCAUAAGGUGUCCGACAUGAAGCACGGCCCCACCAUAGACCACACCCUUCACACAGACGAGGGUUCGUGCUACUACGCAACGACCGGCUCCGCUGAUGACGGAAGCCGCACCGCCAUGCUGGUGUACAAGACAACGGGCCCGCUGUGUUUCACAGCCUGGUACCACCAGUCAGGCACGGACCAUCCGCCGGCCGUCUUCUCGAUGGAACAUGACGAUGGCAUCUGCACCGACUUCUACGCCACCCAGCGGGACGCCUCCGGCCGCUGGCAACGUGUGCGGUACUCGGAGAAGCACAGCGGGGAGGUAAAGAUUCGUGUACGCUACAACAUCAGAGAUGUAUUGGAGAGGGGCACUCUGGCACUGGACGACCUCACAGUGGAAAGGAGAGAGUGUCCGGCGGAGCCUAAAGACGGUUCCUGCGACUUCGACUGGGGCGAAACUUGUGGGUACAACUUUGGAGGCAAAAACAGCACAUGGAAGCACAACGAACAUCCAGGCGAAUCGCCCUUCAAAGACUACUCAACCGGCGGAAUGCUUGGCGGCAUGGCCUACUUGGAAGCAGACGGCCGGCCUCUGCAAGAAUCUCUGACGUCACCAACACUGCCCGGCCGGGCGGAUGUGCAGUGCCUUCGCUUUCAUUACUACGUGUCAGGGAGUGAAAAAGCAACAGGAAUGCUGUCAACUACGAUUUCUUCUCCCGGAACAGGGAAGAACAAGACUAUUUGGCAGCGAUCAACGAAGGGAAUUAUUCGAGACACCUGGACCGCAGUGGACGUGGCUUUCAAGCAUACACAAAAAUUUACUAUGACAUUCACGUGCAGCCUGCUGCCAGACAAGUCCAUCCCAAAGCCUGCCUGCGCGAUAGAUGCCAUCGAGCUUGACGACUGUGCGGGAACAAAAGUGCCCGCACUCAGGAAGUGCGACUUCGAGGAUGGCUGGUGCACAUGGAAAAACAACAACACGUCGAACAACGAUCUCGCCUGGAUGCUAGGGGGAGAAAAUCUGAAGACUACGCUCCUCAGGCCAAGCCACGACCACACCUACGGAAAUAAAACUGGGUCAUAUCUGUUCCUCAGCAACUUCGAGAGGAACACAGGUGACCAAGCCGAUCUUAUCGGUGAGGUCCUUUUCACAUCCAGCUCGGUUACGCAAUGCGUCGAGUUUUGGUACGAUAUCAACGGAGACAAGGACACAAUUCUGCAGGUGCUGACCAUCAAUCCGACCAGUAAGUCCCACGAAGCCCAACCCCUGUGGAAGCAGAAAGGUGCCGACCGAAGCGCCUGGCAGAUGGGGCGAGUGGCUGCAUCUCAAUACAGCCGGCUCAUCUUUCGUGGAGCCGUUGGACCAUCGCUGGAGCCAAUGUACAUCGCGCUUGACGACAUCAGCGUCAGCGACAACGAUCGGUGCGAGACGCUGCCCCAAGGAGCCGGCCAGUUAGACGCAGAUGACGUUAUCAGCUGUGGCUUCGAAAGAGGAAACCCUUGUCACUGGACUUCGGAAGGUCGAGCAGCGACAGUGUGGAAAUUUGGACCACCCAUGAGCUCCUCCCUGGGACCUCUUCAGCCGCCAGAAGACAGAGGCGGCAUGGUUCACCUUACUGGAUCGUCACUCGCGAACCAAACCAAGCCCGCUCUACUGUACUCCACUGCGGUAGGGCCGCAGACCGAGGCGGCCUGCUUUUCCUUCUGGUACCACAUGUUCGGAGGCGACGGUGUGGAGCUGGAGCUGUACCUGAAAAAGUUGGACCGUUCAGCUGGUGCCAUGUGGCAGAACGACCAGCUCUUCAGCCACAGGGACCGUACAACGGCAGACCGGUGGUACAACGUGCGCCGAACUGUGCUCCUGGAUGAACAGAGCAAUAAGUUCGUGUUCUCUUUGAUGGCCAUCCGCAAAAAUCCGAAUGCAGCUGUUGUUGCCUUGGGACCGCUAGAUUUCACGCAAGGUGCAUGCGACGUGCUUACAGACUCUAAAGGCUACUGUGACUUUGAAAUCGACCAAUGUGGCUGGGAGUCCGACACCGUCUGGAAGCGGGGACCGAAGUUAUAUUCAUAUGAUGACCCGGCCCACCACGUGCGUUCUGGACCUGUCAAUUCUGUCUACGUUCUGAUGGCCGCCGUGGCUUCGUACACUAAGAAAGUCGCCACCAUGACCAGCUCCGAAUUCCCUGGCCAGAGGGGGCCGCAGUGCCUGGAGUUCUGGUAUGCUCACACUGGUACCGGCGACGCCCUGCUGCAGGCCGAGAUUUCGGCGAAGGAAGGAAGCAAAGUCCUCUGGACCAAGCCAUCUUUCUCAAAGGGCGACUGGAUGCUGGCUCGAGUGCAGUUUGUGCAGGACCGAAACUUCAAGGUUGCGUUCCGGGCGUCCUUACCAGCCAAUUAUGCGGUGUCGUUGAGUCUGGACGAUGUGGCAGUGCGGCCUGAGCCGUGCGUCCACCCAGUAGAGUGUGACUUCACAGAAGGUCUGUGUGGAUACGUGAACAAAUUCGAUGGAGACUUCCGUUGGCUCAUCGGUAGCGGUCGACUCGAAACUCCUCAAAUGCAACCGAAGGAACGCAUUCCUCAGGGUGCUCGCUCAUCAUUUGCCUACCUGGAUCUGACGACGGGAACAGCAACUAACACGGCCUCGGUUAAGUCGGAAAAAGUAACAGCGGUUGGCCUACUGAGCCCUCUGUUCAACGUCGUUGACGACCAAACCACUCUUGUCAUCCAGUACUACCGAAAGGGGCCAGAUAUUGUGGCAGCUAACUUGUCCGUCUCCUGCUACGGCGAUGGCAAACUGGACAAAGUGGAGACGCAGUUUUCCUCGGAUAUGGCUGAAGUGUCUGAGUGGAGUGAACUGGGCGUGUCCUUGAAGCAAGGCACCAACUGCCAACUGUCGGUGCAAGUCACACGAGGAGAUGGCACGGAUGGGGCGAUCGCAAUUGGGGCCAUCCGAGUGCAGUCAGAGACCAUUGAAGAACCGGAUAAAGAAUCAGCGGAGCAUUGCACCUUUGAAGACGGAACCAUGCGUGGUUGGAAAACAGGUGGCGGCUCGCUGACGUGGACCCUCAACGAUCCAGCAAAGAAAGUCCCCGGCUACCCGCGCUUCGACCACACCCUUCGAUCUUACAAAGGUCGUUUCAUCUUCGCGGAAAACAAGAAUGUUACGGAGCAGACGGCUGUCCUCAAGAGCCCCGUAUUGGAUGUGAACGCUACAGGUGGGGCCUGCUUCAGCUUCUGGCACUUCGCCGCUCACCAAUACUUGGGCGAGAUUUCCGUCUUCUCGGGGAAGCAGGAACUGCUCCGUGCGGUCACACGGACCGGUAACCGCUGGGAGCACGUACUGGGCUCAUUCAGCAUACCUACAGAAGGGUUCGAGAUGGAGAUCCGGGCGUCCAUAGGACUUGGUGUAGUAUCGCUGGACGAUCUGCAGAUAACCGCUGGACCGUGCCCGCAACGAGAUUCUUGCUCCUGGGAGGAUGGUUUGUCGUGCGAGUUUUUCAACAGUCCCGGCAAUGUCGCCGAGUGGAGACGUCGCCGCGCAUCGAAAAUUGGUGUUCCCGACCACACGCUCAACAGCCUCGAAGGCUAUUACUUGUUUUUGAACACGACGGCACUGGACUCACACCACCCUAUGUCCAGAGUGUUCAUGUCCAGCAGGAAGCCGACUGAAGCCACCUGCGUCACCUUCUGGUGGAGGGGUAAGGGCGCCCGAAGCCAACUGAAUGUGUACAGGUACACCAAAGAGACGGCGUUUCGGGACCCGCUGCUGUCGGUGCGCACAGACGAUGAAGGCAGUUGGUGGAAUGCGCGCUCGGUCACCGUCUCGGCCAAGACCUACUGGGCCCUUGUCUUCGAAGUCGUCGCCCCCGCUGGUGAAAAGCGUCAGUCUGGUGUCAUGAUCGACACAGUCGAAUACGCGGACGGCGAAUGCCCGCUUUACAACUUGUGCACGUUUGAAGAUGAGUGCCUUCCGUGGAUAAUUCCGGCAAAAGGCGAAGAGUCAAGGUUCGAGGUUGAACGGGCUGGAUCCUUCAGUAAGCUCUCUAAAGACCACACAACAUCUACCGUGGAAGGUUACUACCUUCUCUAUAAGAGCCCCGGUAUCAAGGGGAACCGGACAUCGUUGGAACUGCGCGAGCCAUCGCGCUACUUAGGUUCAUGCGUAUCCCUGUGGUACUUCCUGCCUUCUGUACCGGAUGGAGUCAGUUUACUGCUACACUCAGAAAGCGUCGCCGAUGGAACCAACACCUGGAAGCAGAGGCGGUUUCGCUUGUCUCGUGCAAGACAAGUUCCCAUUGAGGCGAUCGCCGGAAGUAGCACCGAUGGAUUUCUUGCAAUCGACGACUUGCUCAUUGAUAACACCGACUGCAACGACGAAAGCCAGUCGCGGCGCGCUGAGUUCCAGUGCGGCGACGGCAAGAUGGUGCCGCGCGACCGAGUGUGCGACUUCGUGGCCGACUGCGACGACCGCGCCGACGAGCGGAGCUGCGGACAGUGCGGCUUCGGCGAGGACGCAUGCGGCUGGAACUUGGACAGUGCCCGAAACCGGGACACGACAGCCUGGCAGCUGGUUCCCAUAGGGCUGGUUCCCGAGUCGCCACCCAAUGGAGCCGACCGCCGACGUCACGGAAAUUAUUUGCUGGUGUACGCAAACAGUACAAGGGGGACACAGCCUGGCCAGGCCAGUAUCGAAUCACCCACGAUCAGAAACACCGGGAAACUGUGUACUCUAUUCUUUUGGUACAACUACGUCAAAGCCGGAGCUGACCUGGAGGUGGGCCUGUAUAUGACGGCGGGUGGAUACACCAUGCAAGUGUGGACCCUCAGGGCUUUGGGAAAGUCUCCUCCAGAAGGAAUCUGGAACGGAGCGGCCGUGGAAAUUGGGCGACACCCGAGUGAAGUCAGCUUAUACUUCUCGACCAUCCAAUACCCUCAAGCAAGGGCUCUGUUUGCCGUGGACGCCAUACGCUACAGUACCUGCACCCUACCAUCUAAGGUGGCGAACUGCACCAAAUCCGAGUUUCAUUGUGCGAACGGUGCCUGUGUGGAUUCAUACGAGCGCUGCAACUAUGAUGACGACUGUGGUGACAAUAGUGACGAAGAGAACUGCGCUGACCAUAGACUUGGAUGCAACUUCGACUCAUCCUUCUGUGACUGGUUGCCACAAGCGCCGUCUCAAGGGAAAGUGAGGGGUUGGGAAUUGGCUACACCUUCUUCACGUUUGUCAAGUGGUCCCACCAGGGAUCAUACAACAGGCACACAAGCAGGAAAAUUUAUUGUCCUGCAUUCAACUUUGUCACAGAAGAAUGCCACAAUCAUCGGUCCAACUCUCCAUAAUGCGAAAUUCUGUGCAAUGACAUUCUUCUACACUGUCCAAGGCGAGAGCGAACCAAAGCUAUCGCUGAAUGUGCGCACAACUAAAAAUGGGCGUUGGAAGCGUGUGUGGUCCCAACCUCGUCCGACCCAAUUCUGGCACUUCGUUUCUGAGACUGUAUUUUUCACGGAGAAGGAGCCAUACCAGAUUGCUUUUAUUGGAGAACAUGGGAGAUCUAGAAAGUCCGGCUACAUUGCCAUUGAUGACAUCACGUUUUCAGAAGACUGCGAGCUUUACCACGAAGGCCUGCCAGAGAACCAAACACCAAGUCCACCAUCAUUCACCUGUAAGGGCGACGAGUACCAGUGUGGCGACAGUGAGCAGUGCAUUCCCGAGGCUCAAGUGUGUGACUUCAAAAAUGACUGCUCCAAUAACGCAGACGAAGCUCAAUGUGGUGCUUGUGAUGGUUUUUCGACAAAUUUGUGCGGCCUUGAAAACGAAGAGCCCAAUGGGCGUUUUGGAUGGAAGCGGACGACAGCUCGAGACGCUAAGCAGAACAAGCUCUACCCGGCCACCGACAGCAGGUUCAACCCAGAUGGCGCCUACACUGCAUAUUCCGUGCUCAACGCUGAUGUACCCGUGCCUACCAGUGGCGUAUUGAUGGUGACACCGCGACUGGGCCGGAUUGCGCACUCUUGCGUCGUGAAUUUCUAUGCCUACAUGGCCGACGACGCAUCUUCAAUCCUCACUUUUGGAGUGUUGCUUCCGUCAGCGGAUGGAAAUCAAUCUAACGACGUCUUUGAGCUGGCUGAACUGCGUGGUAACCGCGACAAAGGCAAAUGGCUAGAGGUUACCGUGAAGGUUGGCAACUGGGACGCCGGAGCUAGGUUUUUUUACCGUGCCGGAAGCGUGGGUGUCAGCGUAGACCGUCCCAAAUACAUCAAUUGCCAUCCAGAUUCACAAAGCGAAGGAUCUGAAUUGACUAAACAGGUGAGCUGCGAUUUCUCCAACCCAAAGGAGUGUGGCUGGUUCCCCGAGCGUCAGGCCAACCAUAUCGAGUGGGUUCUUUACACGGGCGGUAAUGGUCUACCUCGACCCAUGUGGCAACCCCCGUUUGUUCUCGCACCCAGUGGUGCCUUCAUGAUCGCCGAGAGCAAGUUUCCUGUUAUAAAGAAGGCCCAUCUUGUCUCAAUCCGAAUGAGUCCCACACCUGACAGUGGCCGCUGCUUCACCUUCUGGUACAACAUGUGGCAUCCAAACAGCGGGGAGCUUCACGUUCUUCAACGUGGAGUAAAUGAUUCAACCACGUUGCUAUGGCGUCGGGCGGGACCACAGGGCAAGGAAUGGCACCUUGGGCAGGUGCAGCUACACAGUUACGAGUCCCACCAGCUGGUCAUCGAAGCUGUCUUGAAACCCAACAUACCUGGCAAAAUAGCCAUCGACCUUUUCACACUCAAGGAUGGUCCGUGUGACACUGGCAAAGAAUGCACGUUUGAGUCAGGCACAUGCGGCUGGGAGCUCCACAACUGGGAGCUUACGAAAGGCAACAGUGCCACAUUGCCUUGGGAAGACCACAGCACAAGAGCACCUUCAGGAAACUUCGCCUUGGUCAAGUCCCCGGGAGGCCGCAUGACAAGCCCGCCGGGUUGGUUCGAUGCUGCACAGGACAGAUGCCUCCGCUUCUGGUUCUUUCUCUCCGGCACGGCGGCUGAGACUCUUAACGUCACUCGGGUGCUGGACCAGAACCGCCAGGAGUUCCUAUGGUCCCAAAUAGCAACUAAUGCCCCUUCGAAGAUAUGGUACUCGGCCGCUGUCAACCUGACCAGUCAUCAAGGGGACGUUGCCACGGUGUUCGAAGGCGUUGCCUCCGGCGACCCCGGCACUGCCGUAGCUGUGGACGACAUUGGUCUGAGGGAGGCACCUUGUCCAGCACCAGGCAGCUGUUCAUUUGAGGAAGAUAUGUGCAACUGGUACAACAACAAAAGCCGCGCCUACGCACAGUGGUACCGACACAAGGGCCCCACUGUCUCCUUCCCGAGCAGGCUGGAAAAAGACCACACAAGGGGCACUAGUGAUGGAUACUACCUGCUUCUGGACUCUGAGGACCAGGCUGCAAUACCAGUUGGAAUUUUGCAGAGUCAGACCCUUGCAUUGGGUCCUACCGUGUGUUUCCAGCUCUAUUACCAUAUGCAAAAAGGAACCAAAGCCUGGCUGAACGUCACGUUUGUGGAGCCCUCCGGGUUGCUUUCUGGCGGUCACACGACUGUUUAUUCCACAAACUCCAUUGACUGGACGCUGCUUUCUGUAGAGCGGGAUGAUUUGCCUGAUAUAUUUUCGGUUGUUAUCACCGCGACGGCAGGAGAGUUUGCUGGGAAUGUUGCUAUUGAUGACAUUUAUGUACGCUCUGGCAACUGUGGAGCAACAUCACAAGCAACAACUGCCGCACGAACUUACACCACAAGACCAAAAACGUCAUCAGUGGUUCCUAAGCAGCCAUCCACAGCUGAGACUGCAGCGCCACCAAUCACAGUACGGCCAACAACUCCAUCAGCAGGCGCUAAAUUAACAGCGUCAACUGCAGCACCAGGCCCACACUCGACAGAACCAUCAUCGAAAUGCUCUCGUGGUGAAUUCAGCUGCAGAGAUGGCGUCACCUGCAUACCUGCCUUGUUGCUGUGUGAUGGUGUUUCUGAUUGUCCUAAUGGACUCGAUGAAAUAUGCAGUGAGAAGAGCAUCAAUCCAUGUAGAGAAGAUAAGUUCUAUUGUCCAACUAAGUAUCCUCACACUUGCCUUCCACGUUUCCUCCUCUGCGAUGGUCAUGAAGACUGCUUCGGCGGUGCUGAUGAAUCUCUUUGUGAAGUGUGCCCUGACUCCUACUGCCGACAUGGCGGCAUCUGCUCAUGGACACAGAACAAGCGGAGCCCAGUUUGCAACUGUACCGGAGGCUAUGCGGGAGCACGCUGCCAGUACUACAGGAAUAGUGUUUUCGAAGGAGACAAGGAUGCAGUCAAAGCAUCAGGCAGCUCUGGCCCCAUCGUCACCGGAAUUUUGGUCGUGUUGGCCAUAGCCUUAAUUGGAACUGUGAUUGCAGUCAUCAUUAUCAGGAGACGACGAGCAAUGAUGGGCUCGCACGAACUCCUCCGCAGCGCUGCUUACGAUGUUUCCAGGGAGGAAACAGAAUUUUUUGGCUGACUGGAAUUCUCCCAUCGCAGUAGAAGGGCAGUGAAAAGAAACGUCGCAUGGCAUGUACAGCAUUCGAAGUUGUUUUUGUAAAGGGCAUUCUAUAGCACUGUGUAAAAAAUAAAU
Molecule: messenger RNA, 8812 nt
Organism: Dermacentor albipictus
Lineage: Eukaryota; Metazoa; Arthropoda; Arachnida; Ixodida; Ixodidae
Product: MAM and LDL-receptor class A domain-containing protein 1-like
Cellular component (GO): membrane
Molecular function (GO): protein binding
Source: RefSeq, a predicted model, not a curated record